Messenger RNA from Caenorhabditis bovis, 531 nucleotides. The record is from the annotation of a GenBank genome assembly. Lineage: Eukaryota; Metazoa; Nematoda; Chromadorea; Rhabditida; Rhabditidae.
AUGAUCGUUCUCUAUUUUUCCGUAUUCGGCUCGUCGGCUCAUAAGCUUUCGGGAGUUUCGCAAAAGUGCUAUAGUUGUAUGUCGAGAUAUUACGGUGCAACGUGGCAAUUCGCCGGCUACUCGCGAAUUUAUCAAGAGCCCAGAGCGUUCACCGAUCAUUGCAGGGACCCGCAAGCACGUGGCGCCGAUGUUCCCUACAGCUAUUGCGAGGAAAAUGCGAAUUGUAUAACCAUGAUCGAGGAGCUCAAAAUAGGAACCGGUGCGCGGGGUUAUAUUCGCGGAUGUUGGAGUUCAGUUCUUCUAUUCGGAUUCAAUCGAUCAAGCACCGUCGGCGCACUCGCCAACCAUUCAUUCUGCCACACGUUUAAUUUGACGGAGCUUGUGAGCGGCGGAAGACCCGAAGAGUCUUCAAUCAACGUUUGCUCGUGUCGCGGACCACUUUGCAACGGCUCAACAAUCAAUAAGGCAACUUCAUUUUCAUUCGUUUCUGUGUUAUUUAUUGCAUUUUUUCAACUGUUCGCAUUAUUAUGA